AUGGCGUUGUCUGGUCGCAAGACGCCAAGGAGACUUCAAUCAGAUCGGUUGCCACUUGAGACCGCGACCGAGAACGCGGCCAGUCUGCAGCUACAAAUAAAGGCACUCAACUUGGAGGCCCUGGCUCAAGACAUAGUCUUUUUUGAACCUGUUGACUCAUACAUCACGCAGGGCGAUAUCGAGUUUGGGCUGCCCAGAACACACGCGGAGAAGGAGUACACCGAGCAUAGACUUCAGGAGGUGGUCGCAGACUGGCUGCAGUGUGCCUAUGAGACCGAGAUGCAGCUAGAGCUGAAUCUUUAG
Molecule: messenger RNA, 303 nt
Organism: Verticillium alfalfae VaMs.102
Lineage: Eukaryota; Fungi; Ascomycota; Sordariomycetes; Glomerellales; Plectosphaerellaceae
Exons: 1
Coding region: 1-303 (100 amino acids)
Source: RefSeq, a predicted model, not a curated record